Messenger RNA from Beauveria bassiana ARSEF 2860, 903 nucleotides. RefSeq lists its product as uncharacterized. The coding region runs from base 1 to 903 and encodes 300 amino acids. The record is from RefSeq and is a predicted model, not a curated record. Lineage: Eukaryota; Fungi; Ascomycota; Sordariomycetes; Hypocreales; Cordycipitaceae. The transcript has 2 exons.
AUGUACAUAAUGCAUCAAAACAUAGUGCGUCUAGUCGGCGUCGCCGCCGCUAUACUUGCUGCUGCCAAUGCCACCGCUUCCCCCGUGCUUUGCGGCGCCAUUGACGCGGUGUGGCAGGAGCAAGCUGCCGUGGUGGGCAACUACCCCGAGUGCGCGUCCUACUAUGACAGCUCCAAUCUGGACCAGACUGUCGACCUCGACUCUGAACACCCGCACAUGGCCCGAUUCAAUGCCUGCAAACGCUACAGUGCCACCACCUGGGCAUGCCCUACCAUUGACGAGCAGGAGGGUGCCGAAUCUGAGCAAACUGAGCAAGGAAACCACGACUCUCUGACGGCUAGGCGCUUUCGCAAACGCGCUGUAUGGACGAUUUCUGACAUUGAAAGGCGCGCGGUCAUCAAUAACAGUGAAUCUGAGCAAGCUGACGAGACCAACCGCGAUUCUACAAAGGCUGGAAGACUUUGCAGACGGACCUUUACCAACGCUCAUUGGGGUUGCCCUGGCGCUGGCAAGCGUGAGGAGGUCCAAGGCACCAAAGUCCAAAAUGGCAACUGGCCUCCUCACAAGCGCGAGGUCCUCGCGGCCUCCAAUGUCGAUGCCAAGGUGGGCUCUGGGCUCGCUGUGGCUGCAAAACCGCCCGGCAACUGGCCACCGCAUAUACCCGAGGGCCUUGGGCUCGACAUGGCUUCAAAGCCUCCCGGCAACUGGCCUCCUCAUAAGCGCGAGGCCCCCGCGGCUUCCAAUACCGAUGUCAAGGUGGACACUGGCAUCAAUGUGGCGGCUUCAAAAUCUCCUGGCAACUGGCCGCCGCAUACGCGCGAGGGCCUUGGGCUCGAUGUGGCUUCAAAACCUCCUGGCAACUGGCCGCCGCACAAGCGUCGAGACGCCGCGGACGAGGAGUAA